Molecule: messenger RNA, 644 nt
Organism: Caenorhabditis elegans
Lineage: Eukaryota; Metazoa; Nematoda; Chromadorea; Rhabditida; Rhabditidae
Gene: mlc-5
Product: Myosin-2 essential light chain
Exons: 4
Coding region: 10-438 (142 amino acids)
Biological process (GO): mitotic cytokinesis
Cellular component (GO): cytoplasm; cytoskeleton; actin cytoskeleton
Molecular function (GO): calcium ion binding
Source: RefSeq, marked reviewed
CUGUGAGAAAUGGACGAUUUGGCUGAUUGUCGUGAGGUUUUCGCCUAUUUUGACAGCAAAGGCGACGAGCGAAUCUCUGUUCAGCAGGUCGGUGAUGUGCUCCGCGCGCUCGGCCAGAACCCAACAGAAGCCGAAAUUCACAAAUGUGUCGGCUCGUUCGAUCGGGAAGCUCGGCUUUCAUUCGAGGACUUUGUCCCAAUUUUCCAGUCGGUGUCCAAGAAUCGUGAAAAGCACACCGUUGAGGAGUUCGUCGAGGGGUUGUCGCAUUUCGACAAGGAGGGAAACGGAAUGAUCAAUGUCGCAGAGCUCCGACACUUGCUCACCACUCUUGGAGAACGCCUAUCCGAUGAAGACGUCGAUCAAUUGCUCUCCGGACACAACGAUUCUCACGGAAACGUCAAUAUCUCGGAUUUCGUACGCGCUGUCAUGAACUCCUAAAAAAUAAUCGAAUUCAGCUGAUGUAAAUAUAUCAUUUCCAUUAAUUUCCUCGGCAUUUUCCACACAAUCUAUUUAUUUAUCGACUUUUUUGCAUCCGUUAAUUCUAUUUCUUAUUCGCUCUCUCCCAGUUCACCAAAAAAAACUUGCAACGAUUCAGUGAACAACUUUGUAUCCUCCGUGUUUUAAGAUGAAUUUUUCUAAAUUUU